UCUUGGGCUUUAAGCCAGUGUGUGAAAAAAGGAUCUCCUUCCUCCUACGCCUUGACGACGACGUCGACGACGACCCCUUAAUCUGAUUUCUACUCGCCGGCACAGUUCUCGGGUUGUCUAGGGUUUUUGGGUUUCGAAUCGAUUUCGAAGUUCUACAACAAUGGAUCUGAAUCUGAACGCUCCCCACUCCAUGGGAACAACCAUCAUCGGCGUCACCUACAAUGGCGGUGUCGUCCUCGGAGCUGAUUCCCGCACCAGUACAGGGAUGUACGUCGCGAACCGAGCUUCGGAUAAGAUCACGCAGCUCACUGAUAAUGUCUAUGUUUGCCGCUCUGGAUCGGCUGCCGAUUCUCAGGUUGUCUCUGAUUAUGUUCGCCACUCCCUUCAUCAACAUACGAUUCAGAUGGGGCAACCGGCAACCGUUAAAGUUGCUGCCAAUCUCAUCAGGCUCCUCUCUUACAAUAACAAGAACAUGUUACAAACUGGUCUAAUCGUCGGCGGUUGGGAUAAAUAUGAAGGCGGGAAGAUCUAUGGAAUACCUCUCGGCGGAACCCUAGUCGAGCAACCAUUUACUAUUGGAGGUUCUGGUUCGAGCUAUCUGUAUGGUUUCUUUGAUCAAGCAUGGAAGGAAGGAAUGACCAAGGAAGAAGCCGAGCAACUGGUUGUGAAGGCAGUUUCACUUGCCAUUGCGAGGGAUGGUGCAAGUGGAGGCGUCGUUCGCACUGUCAUAAUCAACUCAGAGGGAGUUACUAGAAACUUCUACCCAGGGGACAAGUUGCCGCUGUGGCACGAAGAGUUGGAGCCUCAGAACUCAUUGCUGGACAUCCUGAACGCAACCAGUCCCGAGCCGAUGGCAAUGUAAUCGCAACAUCUUAUGACCGCAUCUCAUUUUUUUUUUCCUCCGGACAAACCGUUUAGCUUUUGAACUUUGGUGGUUAUAAAUCCUAGUAUGAACUCUGUUUGGGAAAAUUAUUGUACGAACCGACCGACCGACCGGCCGGCCUGCUUUGUCAAUUGGUAUCACCGUUGUUUUGCUUCCUCUAAUAACACCUUCUUGCCCAUAUA
Molecule: messenger RNA, 1065 nt
Organism: Tarenaya hassleriana
Lineage: Eukaryota; Viridiplantae; Streptophyta; Magnoliopsida; Brassicales; Cleomaceae
Product: proteasome subunit beta type-6-like
Exons: 8
Coding region: 161-862 (233 amino acids)
Cellular component (GO): proteasome core complex
Molecular function (GO): threonine-type endopeptidase activity
Source: RefSeq, a predicted model, not a curated record